GUUAUUGCAAAGCUGAUUGAGAUGGGAUUUGAAAAUUCAGCUGUUGUAGAAGCUGUAGAAGCAGUUGGCCCAUUGUUUGACGAAGCCAUUGAGUAUGUUUUGAAUGGUUCCAAUAGAAAUUGUAACGGCGUAUCUAAUACUAGUAGUAGUUCGCAUUGUUUCAAAAACAAUGGGAAUGGGAAGACUCAGGGCAAAAGAGGUUUAGGACAGUCUAGCAUAUUGGAUCAUUUUCAAUCUAGGCAAAAAAGAAGUCAAAGUGAUGUUGUAUCUGAUGGACUGGUUUCUAGGGCUGGGUCGGUAGUGUUGCCUGGUGUUGUUGGAUAACAUAAGGGGGCUUGUCUUGAUGUGGGGUGUAAUGGGAAGAUGGAGGUUGAGUCGUUGCCAGUUUUGUCUAAACAAGAGGCGAAGAUUGGGUCAGAUUGGGAGGUGAAAGUGAAUAGUCUGUUACAAAAGCAGUUUGGUUAUUCAUCAUUGAAGAAGUUUCAGAAGGAAGCGCUGGCGGCUUGGUUAGAUCAUCAAGACUGUUUAGUUCUUGCUGCAACAGGAUCUGGGAAAUCUUUGUGCUUCCAGAUUCCGGCUUUGUUAACGGGAAAGGUUGUGGUUGUGAUUUCACCCUUGAUAAGCUUGAUGCAUGAUCAGUGCUCAAAGCUGUCAAAACAUGAGGUAUCUGCUUGCUUUCUUGGAUCCGGGCAACCUGACAGCAGCGUCGAGCAGAAAGCAAUGAGAGGAAUGUACAAUAUAAUAUAUGUUUGCCCAGAGACUGUGUUAAGACUGAUAAAACCACUUCAGAGGCUUGCUGAAAAUCGUGGAAUUGCAUUAUUUGCGAUUGAUGAAGUCCAUUGUGUUUCUAAGUGGGGCCAUGAUUUUAGGCCUGACUACAGGUUCUAUUCUCCAUUCCAACCACAUGGCUAUUUCUACAGUCUUUGCUACAAUCUACUUUACAUUUACUUCAGUGGUCGGAUUUUUGCAAGAUUUGUCUAUAGUUGCACAAUUAUUUUGAAUGAAUUUAUGAACAGCUCUAAAUGACUAU
Messenger RNA from Pistacia vera, 1030 nucleotides. RefSeq names its product ATP-dependent DNA helicase Q-like SIM. Bases 364 to 1026 code for a protein of 220 amino acids. Gene Ontology annotation, molecular function: four-way junction helicase activity; ATP binding; 3'-5' DNA helicase activity. Gene Ontology annotation, biological process: double-strand break repair via homologous recombination. Gene Ontology annotation, cellular component: cytoplasm; chromosome; nucleus. The transcript is spliced from 3 exons. The record is from RefSeq and is a predicted model, not a curated record. Lineage: Eukaryota; Viridiplantae; Streptophyta; Magnoliopsida; Sapindales; Anacardiaceae.